This is a messenger RNA of Lycium barbarum (goji berry), 1794 nucleotides long. RefSeq lists its product as uncharacterized. Bases 1 to 1794 code for a protein of 597 amino acids. Lineage: Eukaryota; Viridiplantae; Streptophyta; Magnoliopsida; Solanales; Solanaceae. The transcript has 4 exons. The record is from RefSeq and is a predicted model, not a curated record.
AUGGGGACAUCAUGGCAUAAUGUGAAUGGGAAGAUUUGGAUUUUUGUGGAUGCAGAAAUUCAAGUAGAAAUAAUGAGAGAUACAGAACAACUGUUAUCCUGUAGAUUCACUCAUUUGGGUGAUGGGCAAGAGUUGGUGCUUACAGUUGUUUAUGCGAGUACUGAUAGAAGUGGGAGAAUAGCUCUAUGGGAGGAUCUAUAUGACAUGUCUUCACACAUCACCAUCCCAUGGCUUGUGGGUGGGGAUUUUAAUGUCAUUACAGAUGACAUUGAGAAAUUUGGGGGUCUUCCUGUACAGUUUGCAGAAACAGAGGAUUUUAGACAAUGUAUAGACAUUUGCCAACUGAUGGAUCUUGGUUUUACUGGAAGUAUGUUCACAUGGUGGAAUGGGAGAUCGGAUGAGGCUUGUAUAUUUAAAAGACUGGACAGAUGUUUGGGAAAUCAGGCUCUGCAGAAUUGUUUUCCUAAUUUGGAGGUAGAGCAUCUCAUUAAACAAGGUUCUGACCACUCCCCCUUGCUGGUAAAUAUGAGAGCAGAUAGUAGACCAAUUAGGAAAUCUUUCAGGUUUCUUAAUUUUUGGGUAGAGCAUGAAUCAUUUCUAGAUGUAAUCAAAGAAAAUUGGGUGGAAUCUUAUGGCUCAGACCCCUUCUUUAACUUUCAUAAUAAGUUAAAAAAGGUGGGAAGAGCUCUCUCUAAGUGGAGUAGGGACACUUAUGGUGAUAUCUUCAAGCAAAUUGCAACUCUGGAGGAAGUGGUGCAGGUGCAUGAGCAAGAAUUUGAACAGAAUCCUACAGGGCUUAACAGGGAAAGGCUACAAAUGGUACAAGCUGAUCUGAUCAGGUUUUAUGCUAUUGAAGAAAAAUUUUGGAGACAAAAAGCAGGGAUGUUGUGGUUUCAGGAUGGAGAUAGGAACACAAAAUUCUUUCAUGCUCAUGUUAAUGGAAAGAGAAGAAAGCUACAAUUACAGAGAAUUCAAGAUCAUACAGGUACAUGGCUGGACACUGAAGAUGAGAUUGCACAGGAAGCAAUCAGAUUUUUCUCAGACCAAUUCAAAGAGGAAAAUAUCCCUACAGAUUUCUCUAUGCUUGAUAAGAUUCCUAAAAUGGUUACAGAAGAACAAAAUCAACAACUCUAUGAAAUGCCAGAUGAAGCAGAGGUGAAAAGAGCAGUUUUUGGUUUAAAUGGAGACAGUGCAGGGGGUCCUGAUGGUUUCACAGGAAGAUUUUUCCAAGCUUGUUGGGAAAUUAUUGCAAAUGACUUGGUGACCAUGCAAUCAGGAUUUGUUAAAGGCAGGAGUAUUGUAGAAAACAUUCUGUUGGCUCAGGAAAUUGUACAUGAUAUUAGGAUUAGAGGAAAGCCUGCAAAUGUUGUCAUUAAGCUUGACAUGGAAAAGGCUUAUGACAGAAUUCCUAAAAAGGAUUUUCCAUUCACAUAUUUGGGUGUACCAAUCUACUAUGGGAGAAGAAGGAACAUUCACUACAAGGAGAUAAUAGAAAAGAUUCAGAAUAGACUGAGCUCAUGGACUGGUAAGAUGUUAUCUAUUGGAGGAAGGACAACACUGAUUAAACAUGUUUUACAGAGCAUGCCUAUACACCUACUAUCCGCUUGUGACCCUCCUAGUGCUAUACUUGCUCAGAUUCAUAGAUUGUACCACAGAACAACCACACUGAAGGAAUACCAACAAGCAGCGAAACACAGUGUAAUUAGGAUGUUGAAAAGUUUUACCAGCAUAAAUUGCAACUGGUUGGAGACACUUUUGACAAAUGACAUGAAGUGGAAUUACUACUCCAAAUGA